GUACAGUCUGGGGCCUCUGGGCGGCUUUCCUGUUUUGAAGUAUAGACCAUAAGAUGAAAAGCAACAAGGAGAGCUCCAACUGGCAACUGCCACAGUGCCACCCACCCUCCGCCGGGCCCUCACAGUUUUUGGUGGAUCAGAUGUGGGCAUUGUCGCUCGCGCUUCUUAAAGUUACAGUAAAACACACAUGCACGGAAAAGUAGAGAACACACAAUCUUAUGAAAUACGCCUAUCAGGCAUUUGUUCUAAUGCCUCAACCACUCUUUUUCCUAUAUCUUCCACCGUCUUUCUCCCAUUUGUUUACUCGUUUCUUUCAUUUAUCCCUCUCACCUUCUCUCUCUCUCUCUCUCUCUCUCUCUCUCUCUCUCUCUCUACUGCUACUGUGUCUGUAGUUGUGGCAUCACUUUCUGGCCCCUAAACUUGCUUCUCACUUCUGUGAUAAACCUCUCCGGCUAACUGUUUUCCAACCCAAACAACACAUUUCCCACUUUUGUUUUUGGCUCAUUAUCUCAGCUGGAAAGGAGUUUGGGGGUCAUCUCAUCUAUGGAAGCUGCUAAUUCUGGGGAGGAUUGUCCAGUGAAAGUGGCAGUUCAUGUUAGGCCACUCAUCGGAGAUGAGAAGCUCCAGGGUUGUCAAGAUUGUGUUACUGUGGUCCCUGGGAAGCCUCAGGUCUUAAUUGGAUCACAUUCCUUUACUUUCGACCAUGUUUAUGGAAGCACUGGUUCUUCUCCAUCCUCUAUGUAUGAAGAGUGUGUUGCCCCUCUUGUUGAUGCCUUGUUUGAAGGAUAUAAUGCCACCGUUCUCGCCUAUGGUCAGACAGGUUCAGGAAAGACUUACACCAUGGGUACUGGUUUCAAAGACGGAUGCCAAACAGGAAUUAUUCCCCUAGUUAUGAAUGCUUUGUUCAACAAAAUUGGAACCUUGAAGCACCAGACUGAAUUCCACCUGCAUGUGUCCUUCAUUGAGAUACAUAAAGAAGAAGUGCGAGAUUUGCUGGAUCCCAGUUCUCUUAACAGAUCAGAAACAGCAAAUGGGCAUGUUGGGAAACCGUCAAUACAAAUCCGUGAAACAUCCAAUGGUGUUAUUACAUUGGCAGGGUCCACAGAACGUAGUGUCAGAGAUCUGAAAGAAAUGGCUGAUUGCCUUGAGCAAGGGUCACUGAGCAGAGCAACAGCCAGUACUAAUAUGAACAAUCAGUCGAGUCGCUCACAUGCCAUCUUCACCAUAACAAUGGAGCAGAUACGCAAGGUGAAUCCAAUGGUUUCCAGUGAUGGAAAUAAUAAUAGCAUGACUGAAGAACAUCUUUGUGCCAAGUUUCAUUUGGUGGAUCUUGCUGGAUCAGAACGAGCAAAAAGAACUGGAUCAGAUGGUCUUCGUUUUAAAGAAGGAGUUCACAUUAACAAGGGGCUUCUUGCACUAGGAAAUGUUAUCAGUGCCCUUGGGGAUGAGAAAAAGCGGAAAGAAGGUGUCCAUGUUCCAUAUCGAGAUAGUAAACUCACUCGGUUAUUGCAGGAUUCACUGGGCGGUAACAGUAGAACUGUCAUGAUAGCGUGCAUUAGCCCUGCUGAUAUAAAUGCUGAAGAAACUCUUAACACUCUAAAGUAUGCAAAUCGAGCUCGGAAUAUUCAGAACAAGCCAGUUAUUAACAUCGACCCAGUAUCCAAUGAGAUGCUGAAAAUGCGCCAACAACUAGAGUACUUGCAGGCAGAACUCUGUGCCCGAGGGGGAGGUGCUUCAUGUGAUGAAAUACGGGCGCUCAAGAAUAGAAUUGCUCUUCUUGAAAGUACUAAUGAAGAGCUAAGUCGGGAACUACAUGAGUACCGCAGCAAAUGUGCUGGCACUGAACCAUGUGGAGUAGAUGCUAAAGUAAGUGGUGCUUUUUCUGCAAAAAGUGAAGGGCUAAAAAGGGGGCUACAAAGUAUAGAGUCAUCUGAUUAUCCAAUGAGUGAAAAUGGUGAUCCUGGAGAAAUGGAUGAUGAAGCAGCAAAAGAAUGGGAAUAUGCUCUUCUGCAAGAUUCUAUGGGCAAAGAACUAAAUGAGUUAAACAGACGUUUGGAAGAAAAAGAGUCUGAGAUGAAGCUUUAUGGAGGCGUUGACACAAUGGCUCUUAAGCAACAUUUUGGAAAGAAAAUUUUGGAACUUGAAGAGGAGAAAAGAGCUGUGCAGCGAGAAAGAGAUCGCUUGUUAGCUGAGGUUGAAAACCUUGCUGCAAAUUCUGAUGCCCAGAAAUUGCGAGAUAUGCAUGCCCAGAAACUCAAAUCCCUUGAAGCACAGAUACAAGAUCUUAAGAAGAAACAGGAGAGCCAGGUUCAUCUUGUAAAGCAAAAACAAAAGAGUGAUGAAGCUGCAAAAAAAUUACAGGAUGAAAUACAAUCAAUCAAGGCACAGAAGGUCCAAUUGCAACACAAGAUUAAACAAGAGGCUGAACAAUUUCGGCAAUGGAAGGCGUCUAGGGAGAAGGAACUAUUGCAGUUAAAGAAGGAGGGGCGAAAAAAUGAGCAUGAGAGACACAAACUCCAAGCAUUGAAUCAGCGGCAAAAGAUGGUUCUCCAGAGAAAGACAGAAGAGGCUGCAAUGGCAACCAAGAGGCUGAAAGAGUUGCUAGAAGCACGAAAAUCUUCAUCACGAGAAAAUUCAGUGAAUAGCAAUGGAAAUGGAGCAUACGGACUGAACAAUGGGAAGUCCUUACAACGUUGGCUUGAUAAUGAGCUUGAAGUAAUGGUCAAUGUUCAUGAAGUUCGUUACGAGUAUGAGAAGCAAAGUCAAGUUCGAGCUGCAUUAGCAGAUGAGCUAGCUGUUCUGAGACAAGUCGAUGAAUUUAGGUCAAAUGGUAUCAGCCCUCCAAGAGGAAAAAAUGGUCUCUUUAGGGCAUCUUCAAUGUCACCCAAUGCUAGAAUGGCUAGAAUUGCUUCUCUUGAGCAGAUGCUAAGCAUUUCAUCAAACUCACUAGUUUCAAUGGCUUCACAGCUUUCAGAAGCAGAAGAACGGGAGCAAGCCUUCAGCAACCGUGGACGUUGGAACCAGCUGCGCUCCAUGGGGGAUGCAAAAAACUUGCUUCAACAUAUGUUCAAUUCUCUUGCAGACACAAGGUGCCAAAUGUGGGAGAAGGAACUUGAAAUCAAGGAAAUGAAAGAGCAAAUGAAACAAUUGAUCGGUGUAUUGCAACAAAGUGAAAUCAAAAGAAAGGAAAUUGAGAAGGAGCUGAAAUUGAGAGAGCAUGCUGUUGCAGUUGCUUCCUCCAUGUCAGCUUUGGGAAACUCCAACAAGCACUCGGAUGAUAGCUUGAGCGUUCCCUUAUCUCCAGUAUCAGUGCCAGCACAAAAACAACUAAAAUAUACAGCUGGGAUUGUAAAUGCUUCAGUCAAAGAGUCUGCAGCGUUUAUAGACCAAGCACGAAAGAUGGUGCCGAUGGGACAGCUGUCGAUGAAAAAAUUAACAAUGGUAGGGCAGGGUGGGAGGUUGUGGAGGUGGAAGAGAAGUCAUCAUCAGUGGCUAUUGCAGUUCAAAUGGAAAUGGCAGAAACCUUGGAGACUCUCUGAAUUGAUUAGACACAGUGACGAAACCAUCAUGAGGGCAAAGCCUCAUACGCGGACUCUGCCUGAUAUCGUGUGUAGAAAAAGGCAGUAGCCCGGUUAAGAAUGUAUAUUCUUUUCUUGCCUCGUUCAACCCCUAAAUGCACAAUAAGGUGCCUGCAAAUAAGGUCAGGUCGCAUUGCGUGUGUCUAGAUGUGGAUUCAGGCGUAAUGGUAUAAUUUUUUGACGGGGUGAACGAGUUUAGCAAACUUAAACAAUAAUCAGCAGAGGAUGUUGUGAAUGUGUUGAUUGAUGCUACAUAGGCCCAACCAAAUAAUCAGAAGAGAGAGCUGAAUGAGGUUUGGAUGGUACAUAUUCAGAUUUGUGUAUAGAUUUGGUGAAUAACAAGUGUCUUGAAAGACCAGUUGUUUGUUAGGUCACAGCAACAUGCCAGAAAGGUCUUUGAUGAAUGUUUUUUUUGUCUUCAAUCUCAUGUUUUUUUUUCCUCAACAAAAUUGUGUACAUCAGUUGUUAUGAGUACAUGUUUGGUGAGUUGGGACUUGUUGUAUAAAUACAAUCCAACUAACUUUUUAAUGGAUUGUAACUUUCAUAAAUGAGUAUGAAAUAUCAAUGUUCUUAGGUAGCAGA
Messenger RNA from Ipomoea triloba (trilobed morning glory), 4160 nucleotides. Its product is annotated as kinesin-like protein KIN-4A. The record is from RefSeq and is a predicted model, not a curated record. Lineage: Eukaryota; Viridiplantae; Streptophyta; Magnoliopsida; Solanales; Convolvulaceae. Bases 544 to 3627 code for a protein of 1027 amino acids. Gene Ontology annotation, molecular function: microtubule binding; ATP binding; microtubule motor activity. Gene Ontology annotation, biological process: microtubule-based movement; mitotic spindle organization. The transcript has 26 exons.